ACGACCGUUCCCUUCUUUCGCUCUACUUGCUCGAUGGCAUCUUCAAUGAGUUCAGGGCCCAUGGAAGUCACGACAACAGCACUCCAGCGGACUCCUCGCCUGCGCCAUCGUAGAAUGUCGGCACCCAUCCCGGACAGACCGACCCGUCUGCCUCCAUGCCGACCCCUGCCUCUGUCCCUCGAGGCUCUAGACUUAUCCCCUACGUCGCCCGCGCAGGCCUUGGCCUCGCUCCGCUUCGUCGUCCUGUCCCACCUGGCUCACCUCGAGCGACGUCUGUCUUUAUUCGAGUCCGCGGAAUGGGUGUCGACGGCAUUGGACAUGCUCCAUUCCAUCCGCGCGGAGGUGCAUUCCCACAUCCCCGACCUGCUGCUAUUCCCGGACAACAUAGAGCAAGCCCUAGACAACUUCAAGCCGCGCGAUUUCGAUUUCUCGUUCGACUUCGACCACGUCAAAGCGAAACUGAAGAAGCUCGUCGCGGGCCUGGAGUUAGACUCCAUCGAUCUGACCAAGCCCAUGUCGUACGUCCCCACGCUCUCCGUGCAGCUGCGCAACCUGCAGACGCACCUCGCGGACUGCCGCGCCUCCUUCAACAACUUCGACUUCGACUUCGAUUUCGGAACCCCGACGCUGCCCCGCGCACCGGCAUUCGACUUUGACUUUGACUUCGCCCGCGCACCCGCGUUCGAUUUCGACCUGCCCACGCUGACGUCGGUGUUCGAUGCCGUGCUGGCCGAGCUGCCGUCCCUCCCCUCGCUCCCGGUGAUCGACUACUCGCUUCCGGCCACCAUCUCGCGCGCCUCGUCCUCGUUGACGGCGUCGCUCAAGUCCUCGUCGGAGGCCAUCCUAGGGGAUCUGCACGAAUCCGAGGCCGAUGCGCAGGUCCACGCACGUGCUUUGGCGCUGGCUGAGGACGGACGCAAGCUUGUCACGUUCGAUGAUGUGCCUUAUGCGUGGCAGAACAACCCCUACGUUCAGUGGGGCUACCGCUUCAUUCCCUUGCGCCGCUGGCCUGCGAUCGUCGUAUCGGCGUUUACGCUGCACAACGAGACGAUGAACAUCAUGACGCAUCUGAUUCCCCUGAUCAUCUGGGGCCUGGCGUUCUGCGGUGUGGUGUUCGUGCCCGGCGCGCCGCUGCUGAGCUCUCCAGGCGUGGUUUCGGUCGUGGAUGCGCUGGGAUGGUGUUUCAGCUGGCUGCCGACUUGGCUGACACGAGAAGUGGGGCGGUACACGCCGUUCGCUGCGUAUUCCAUCUCAUCGGAGCCCGUGCCGUCAUCUAUCUUCAUCUCGCCGUAUCCCAGCUUCGGCUUUUUCGCGGCUUCUGCGCCCAGCCCGGGGGCGAUCUUCAUGAAGAGUGAUGCCGACACGGCCGAGUCGUUCUUCACGUUGUUUGCGCUUGCGUGCCUUGCCUGCAGUGUUUUGUGGCACACGAUGUCCGGCUGCUCACACCGUGGGGCAAUGGAAGCCUGUGCGCGGAUCGACUAUGUCGGAAUUGGAUGGCUGAUCGCCACGUCAAUCUCCACUGUGGUGCAUUACGGAUACGCCUGUGCUGAGGCGGUCGUCGACUCGACGCCGCUGGGCCAUGCCGUGCUUCACCCCUCGACGAUGCUCACUUCGCCGCCGCCCGUGACCUGGGCGGACAACGUCGACCGUGGGCUGGGACCUGCGAUGAAGGUUUUGCUGACCGUCGCACUCACAUUGGGCGCGCCGUUCGUCGCGCUGGCGAGCUGGGCCAACCAGGCUCUGGACGCGUUCCUGCUGUACCAUCCCAUUGGGGCCGCGUGUCUCGUGAUGUCUCUGGCCUGUGGCGUGACCGGCAACGUGCUCCCGUACUGCGACUGGUUCAAUCGCGCGGAGAACAAGAUGCUCCGACUGGCGUUCUUUGUCGGCACCGCAUUUUCGGGAUUGGCUCCUCUCGGAGGCAUCGCUGCUUUGCAGGGCUGGGGGGCAACAGGUCGAUUCAUCGCACCUGUCGUUCCCUCGUUCCUGUUCUACAUCCUCGGCAUCGCGUUCUACGCGACGCUGACCCCAGAGCGGCUGAUCCGCAGCAAGGGCCGGCUCGGCCGCGUGCGGGACUGGUUCGGCGGCGGAUCCCAUGCCAUCUGGCACGUCUUCAUCGUGCUCGCGAUCCGAGCGCACCGGGACGGGAUCCGCGAGAUGCGGCGUGUGGCGAUGCAGGGCGGAUGUGCUGCCGUUGGGUUUGGUGCUUAGAGAUUCUCUGGUGGUGGUGGUGGUGUUUAUAUAUAUAUGUAUAUAUCCUACGUAGGACCUGCUGGUUCUGUACUGACGUUCCCUAAUGACGGCGGCCACACUCGUUUGUUCUGUCACACCGACCCCAGUCUGUGAGCGUCCCCCCUCAGGCGGAGCGCGAGCCGCAUGUCGCGGGGCAUCAGCGUCACGCGCCUGGCGUGCAGCACACACAGAUUCGAGUCGUCCAUCAGGCCUACGAUGUAGUGCUCCGCGGCCUCCUGCAGCGCCGCGAGCGCACCGGACUGGAACCGCAAGUCGGUCUGCAUAGCACGAGUAUCUCAGCCAACCAUCUGUGCCGACCCCCCACCCCCUCCGAGCGAGAACGCACCUUGAAACUCUGCGCAAGCUCGCGCACGAGCCGCUGGAACGGGCGCUUCCGGAUCAGCAACUCCGUCGAGCGCUGGUACUUGCGGAUCUCGCGCAGGGCGACCGCCCCGGGGCGGAAGCGGCGCUUCAUGUUGCUCAUGUGCCCGUACUCGUGGCUUGCGGGCGACUGCUUCGCGGCGGUCUUGCGCGCCAUGGGCUGGAUCGUGGCCCCGCCGCCGCUGCCGCCCGGACGCCCGGAUUUGGCGCUGAGGGCUUUGCGCGGGCCUUUGCCUGCCGGUGGGGUGCCCCAGUGAGGCUGCACGCUUCGAGAUACUUAAUUGGGACCGGGGACUCACUGCCUGUUGUUUUGCGUGCAGUUUGUUUGACGCGAGCCAUGUGUGGGACGAGGAAAGGGUGUACGUAGUGUGGAUGUCUUUGUGUGCCAGAGGCUCGUGUUUAUACGUAGAUUGGGUGUCUUGCUCGAGAAGGGUCGCAAGGUCGAGAAGGUCGAGAAGGUAGGGACCUGGACCAGGGUCGGGAUCAGGGAGACUCUCUGGAAUGGCGAUCCAUCCUAACCCUUCUAUUACGAGGACAAACUACCAAUUUCCCCGACGCUCACUUUCUCCGCGAUGAUCCAGAACGAGAUAUCCCCAACUUGUUCAUGACUGCAAGAUUUCCCACGGUUCAAAUACUAGGACUGAUCGCGCAGUUUUAGUCAAGAUGAUAGCAGCGACCUGAGCAGUUUCAGAUGAACAGAAACUUUCCCUGCUUGCAUCUCAUCCAGUACGAGGCUCAUGAGUUAUCUCUGGUUAGGCUCGUGGCUCAGGCGACAAACCAAUUCGAAACAAGCAGAGAACGUCACAAAACAAAAGAAACCGAACUUCAUGCUCGCAGAGUCAUUCCGGUCACUGUCGCCCUAUCAUGUCGCCCUGCAGGCGUUGCUUCUGAGCGGCUCCAGUCAAUUUAUUAAAAUUCCUCGGCCCAGAAUACUUGUGGGGACAGCAUGAUGGGCGAUGAGAUCAGUUUUCCGCGGUUCAAGCUGGAAAAUCGCUUGAACCACGGGAAACUCAAACGGACGGCUUUCAAACGUAGUACAUAGCGCAAAAGAAAAAAAGAUCCAUUACAAAUGCUCAAAUGAUUCGUACACUUCCCUUCCCCAGGGAGCCAUUGAAAAUAUUAG
This is a messenger RNA of Mycena citricolor, 3733 nucleotides long. The record is from the annotation of a GenBank genome assembly. Lineage: Eukaryota; Fungi; Basidiomycota; Agaricomycetes; Agaricales; Mycenaceae.